AUGGAUUGUUCAGAGGAGGUUCAGUCUGUGUCUGAGGAGCCCACAGCUCAAAUGGAACUAAAAAGGGGAAUGUCGAUUUUCAUUGAUAUUUUACGGAGAGCUGAUAAAAACGAUGAUGGAAAGCUGUCCUUUGAUGAAUUCAAAGCCUACUUCUCUGAUGGUGUCUUGACAGCUGACGAGUUGAAGGAGCUCUUCCACACAAUUGACACUCAUAACACAGACAAUGUGGACACUGAUGAACUCUGUGAGUAUUUCUCCCAGCACCUCGGUGAAUAUGAGAAUGUUCUCGCUGCCUUAGAAGACCUGAAUAAGUCCAUACUGAAGGCGAUGGACAAAACAAAGAAGGAAUAUCAGGAGUCCACCCACCUGGAGCAGUUUGUGACCCGAUUCUUGCUGAAAGAAACGACUAAUCAGCUUUAUUCACUUCAAAGCUCUCUCGAGUGCGCCAUGGAAACCACAGCCGAGCAGACUCGCAAGGAGAAACAGGGCCCGCUGAAGCCAGAGGUUCUGUCCAUCCAGUGGUCAGGUCGUCGCUCCAAUCGGAGGCUUCAGAGAAACUGCAGCCUCUCUCCCAACAACCCUCUCCUCAGUCUCGUCAAUGCAGGUGUUUAUGAGGAAGACAGCCAGUGGAUGAUCCAGGUAAACAGACUGCAGAGGCUUAUCGACCGUCUAGAAAAAAAGGAGAUUCGUCUGGAGCCCGUUGAAGAGGAGGUCUUGGAGAGCAAAUCGCACAUCCUGAUAGUCCAGAGGCAGCUGCCGGUGCUGGAGGAUGAGCUGGAGGAGUUUCGUUUGGCUCUCAGACAGUACAUGGAGUGUGCCUGCGCCCAGACUGGAUGUCUACACAUCGCAGUUCAGCGGCUGGUGAAUGAAUCACGCUUCAUUCUCUAUGAAUUCUGGGAGCACAACAACGUGUGGAAGAAUCAUCUGCAGACCAACUACAGUAAGACCUUCCAGAGGGGGAACGUGGACUUCCUGGAAACUCCUGAGAGCAUCACCACCAUGCUGGUUCCUGCCUCAUGGUGGGUCCUCAACAACAACUGAAAUUGUUGACGAGCACCCUUCACAGAUUGCCAAUGAUGGGUGCAGAGAGCAAUCUGUCAAUACAUCAGAAGUCCACAGCACACACACACACUCUUGAA
Perca flavescens (yellow perch) is the source of this 1139-nucleotide messenger RNA. It is a transcript of the gene necab1, whose product is annotated as N-terminal EF-hand calcium binding protein 1. Bases 1 to 1041 code for a protein of 346 amino acids. Gene Ontology annotation, molecular function: calcium ion binding. NCBI's taxonomy places the organism in Eukaryota, Metazoa, Chordata, Actinopteri, Perciformes, Percidae. Gene Ontology annotation, biological process: regulation of amyloid precursor protein biosynthetic process. The record is from RefSeq and is a predicted model, not a curated record. The transcript has 13 exons. Gene Ontology annotation, cellular component: cytoplasm.